Molecule: messenger RNA, 4589 nt
Organism: Nothoprocta perdicaria
Lineage: Eukaryota; Metazoa; Chordata; Aves; Tinamiformes; Tinamidae
Gene: KANSL1L
Product: KAT8 regulatory NSL complex subunit 1 like
Exons: 15
Coding region: 69-3053 (994 amino acids)
Cellular component (GO): NSL complex
Molecular function (GO): histone acetyltransferase binding
Source: RefSeq, a predicted model, not a curated record
GGCUACGGGAGCAGGUCUGUGCCAAGUCUGCGAGCCAGGUUUGCUGUAUACUACGUACAGUAGUUAUAAUGACACCAGCCCUCAGAGAGGCAGCAACAAAAGGUCAUGGUAUCCACUUGUCACCUUCUUUGUCCUCUAGAGCUAUGGAGUCUGAUACAACUUUGUGCAUGGAAAAUUCCAGAGCCGUGGAAGAGGCGAUACGAGAGGAUCCCAUCGCACGGAUUGCGUGCUCAGUCCUGGGGUUCCCCACGGCUGAGCCCAGCCUCAGGAAUGACCUCUUCAGUGGGCAGCACUUUGGUUCUCCACAGUCCUCCAAGCACUAUCAGUCUGUCUUGUUAAUGAGUACCAGUUCUGCAUUUAGCAACAAGAGUGGUAAGCAGAGGCAAACUGGAGAGCCCGACUGCUCCAAGAUGAGGAAUUCCCUAUGUAAUGGUGCUGAUACAUCAUUCAGGCAGAUUAGCCCUUCACAACCUGAGCAACAGGUCAAGGGGGAAACUUUUCCAGGCACCGCGUCUCCAAAUUUGGCAGAAAUGCAAAGACUUUUGGAUUCAACUGCAACCGAAUCCAGCAGCACAAAAACACAACUUUUAAGUGGUAAAUGGUACAGAAAGAAUGGGGUUUUGGGUAGGGCUCUGGAAGCCUGUGCUGAAAAAAGAAAGGGGGAUUUAUUACACCAAAUUCUUCAUGGGCCUGCAGAAGGGAUUUUGAGUUGCACCAGGGAUGAGGUGUAUGAUCGUUUGCUCCAGUGUGUCACUAAGCAACAAAUUGAGAUCAGCCGCGCCAAAAGAACUCAGAAACGUUUACAAAUGCUCCUGGCAAAGCAUGUUAUCAAGCACUGCGAUCAGCAGCUGAAAUGCUUUGUGAAACAUCAACUACAAAGAAUGAAGGUUUUCCAUGAACCAACCAGAUUUUCGGACGGUGGCUCCCUUAGGUGCGCUGAGGGUUGGCCAGAAAGUAAAACAGCUACUUUGGCGGAUAGUAGAAGUAAAGACGUACAGAGCAGCGUUUGCAUUGCGCCAGGCGAAAUCCGGGGAUUUGCACUUGCUGCCGGAGGGCUGCUCUCUCGUGUGGAGAAGGAUCUGGACUCUGACGCAACGUGUAGCAGCUCGGACGAAGACUGUGAGGAGCAGACUGCAAGAAUGCCCAUGGAAGCCAGCUAUACUUCUGAAUGGAAGUGGCUUGCAGACAGAGCUAGAGUUGGCUGCCGUUGGACAUGGCUUCAAGCCCAGAUUUCAGAACUAGAAUACAAAAUCCAACAACUAACUGACCUUCACAGGCAGAUACGUUCCACCAAGGGGAUGGUGGUCUUAGAAGAAUUCCCAUUUCCAAAAGACAUUUUGAAGAAGCAAAUACAAUUGAGAGAUCAAGAAGCUUUAUUAAACGCCACAGGGAAUUCGCAAGCUGCCAUUGAGAGACGGGAUUCUUUGCCGGAGCACGAUUUUGAAAUGUCACCCAGCAGUCCUACCCUGCUUUUACGAAACAUAGAAAAACAGAGUGCGCAGCUGAGUGAAAUCAUCAGCAGCUUGAUUGCUCCACUCAAUCUGUCCCCAGCUUCCUCUCCUCUUUCAUCCAAAACUUGUAGACACAGACAGCUGGUCAAUGGCAUCUCCUUCAGAGCUUCAGACAACAGAGAAGUAUCGUCUUCGAGUAGCUGGUUGCUUGAUCAUCAACACAUCAAGAAAAGAAGAAGAGACAAGACCAGAUUAAGAUCGCUGUCUGUGACUAACCUGAGCACAUCUGCCCGAACGAGGCCACUUCAUAGUUUCCAGAAGAGGAAACUCUACAGAAUGCCCGGGGCCUGUUACUGGAGUCAGCAGACUUUGCCAUCUCGAGACGUCUCCUUGACAUGUAAAACUCAGUUACCGUUUAUGGCUGCGGCCUCCCCUUCAAGCCAGAGUGACAGUGCAGCAUCCAAGAUAGUAGAUUAUGUACAAGAGCUGGACUCUUCUUUCCAUCCAGUCUUAUCAUUCCCUUCAGAUAUUCCUCUUCAUGUGUAUUUUGAAACGUUGUUAAGAAAGGAUGACGUUAAAGGAGAGUCUGCUGAUGCAGCAUCUCCGGGGACGGACCUUAAAAUGUCUCCACACAAUGACUAUAGUCAACAUCAUGUUUCUCUCAAGCAAUGGAGCAGUGACUCUUUUUAUAAUUCCAAGUGUCAGUCAGUGUCGGGAACAGCUGACCAGGUCUCAGAGGGAAGAAAGAAAAGGCACCUAAGUGAGACAGCAGUGGGCGAACAUAGCACUAGGUUUGAGACGUUUUCCUUUCAACAUGCAGAACCAGAAUCCCACAGCAGGUUCGCUGCGGUGUCCGGCGUCAGUGCGAUGGCCAGACCCACCCACAGCACUUCAUCACAGCAUAACUCGAGGAGGAGGUUGAGAAGUGAGAGCUCCUACGACAUAGACAAUAUUGUUAUUCCCAUGUCACUGGUGGCACCUUCGAAGCUGGAGAAACUACAGUAUAAAGAAAUCCUUACCCCAAGCUGGAGAAUUGUUGAAUUUCAGCCUUUGGAAAGAUCCCCUACGGAUGAAGAUGAGCUAGAGGAUCUGUCGGAUGAAGUUUUUGCCUUGCGUCACGCCAAGUACGAAGAGCGGGAGCGCGCGCGGUGGUCGCUGUGGGAGCAGAGCCGCUGGCCCAGGAGGAACAGCAGGUCGUACAGCAAAAACGCUGAUGGGCGACACAGCCAUGAUGCGGUGCAGAGAGACGUGCAGGGCAGCGCUCCCGACCCUGCUCCCGAGCCAGCGCACGAAGCCCACGGGGCUCCUUGUUCAGGGAUCACACAGCCCUGCGGGGAGAGCCAGGAAGCAAAGUCUGGACUGUGGGAACCUCGAGUUUUUCCACUAAAAGAUGAAGAGGUAGAAGCUUUACUGUGCCAAGAUCAAGUAACGAAUCCAACUGAAAUGUCAAGUGCAGCUUUCCCCAGCGACUCUCUCUGUACUUCUUGUACACCCACUGCUUUGCCAGACAAGGGCCAUCUACCAAAAAAACAAUCCACAGAAGAGCCAGAAGACUGCGAAAAUGUUUGCCUGGGAGUCAGCAACACGAGAAAACAAAGGUGACAGGGAAUAAUGUGGUUCAUUAAGAAAGCCAGAUAAGGUGGAGAAAAGUGUAAGGUAAAAUCUCUCUUGUUCACACAAGAUAUGACAGCACAAUUCAAAACCUGUACGUUAGCCGCACAUAAUAUAUUUUCUUUCUUGCUUUGUAACAGGCAGGAUAAAUCCCAAAGACAACACUUUCUUCUUCCUGAACCCCAAGAGAAAGUAAUUAUUUCAAGCUGGAAGUCUAAUAUUCCCAAUGUCGGGAGUGGGCGCACAUAAAUUGCUGGCACCAUUCACUGCCUUCUGUUGUCAUAUUGCCACAUUUGUUAAUAAUCAUCAUCCUUUUGUUUUGCUUGUAUUCAAUGCCGUUUGGUUCUAGUGGAUCCUGGUACAACAGGAUAUGCUGUCCACCUUAAAAAAUUUCAACUGAACACAGAAAAACUACAUGAAAAAAAUACAGAGAAGGGACAAUUUCCUGAUUAUUUUCUUGUGUGGCAUGAACUUGUGGCAAAAAUCUGCCUCCUUUAAAUGCAUGUGUGUAAUCCGUGCAUACUAUAGGGAUAGGUGAGAACCAUAAGUUUAAAGCAGGAGUUCUGGAGGCCUUGCAUCUAGCUUAAAAUGUUACUCAGCUCUCAGUAGUGCCAGGGCAUGUUUCAUAUAGAUGUCCUCAAGCAAUAAGAUAGACAUAGUCCACUGUAUUUCAAUAGUUGAUAUAUCUGCUACUCCAAAAGUCAUGUUUCUGUUUGUCAUGUGGGUGUAGAGAACCAGAAGGAAGGAGGAGUCAAGGCAAAUCAGUGAUGCAGCUCUUUUUGAACCUCGUUUUGGGUCAUCUUGCUUCCUUAGACCUUCAGGCGCAAAUGAGACUCAGCAGUUUGCUUUUAAUAUUUUAAAGACACAGUCUUGUUCAAAUUUCUGUGCAGUGCCUUCCAAGAGUCUCGUGAGUAAGCCAACAUUUGGUGAGUAGCUGAAAAGAGGCUUGAUGCCUAGAAGACCAAUAAAGAAUCAAAACCCAAAACUUUCCAUUGUGAGUGGAGAUAAGAUGUCUAAUUUCCCAGACAGUUCACAGUGAGGAAACAAAAGCCAGUUGCUUAAACUUGCAUCUAAAUAGCCUUGUUUGGAAUGUCUCUGCAAUGGCAAGAGAUGCUAACAAAGAUUAAGCAUCAAUGUAAGGAUAAUGAGUCAAGUUUUUCUGUGGAGAACAGUUGAAGGCAAUUUUAGGAGUCUCUGUUUUUGUGCAAAAUUUUUUUCCACUUGAAUAUAUGGAACUGAAUGGCACUGGACAGAUGACCCGAUUUUAAUGUCAAUACCUUUUUCCCUCUCCCCCCCCCCCCUUUCUUUUUUGUCAAAAUGACAGGAAAUAUACACUGGACAUCUGAAAACAGUUCAGUAAAGUUUCAACACUACCACCUAUUGCUACAUUGUAGUUCAUUGCACAUUCUGAUUAUUUUUUAAACACUUUUUUAACACUGGUUUGUCUUAAACUUGAAUCUUGCUUCAAUGUCUGAUACAAUAAUCUUUGAUGCAAGGUUGUUUUUUUAAUUAAAAGUUAUUUCUAUA